AUGUAUAAGCGUCGCAAAACACAAGACUCUCCCAAAUCGAGUGAAUCACAACCACAGACUCUCUGUUCUUGCCAGGCUAUCGUCACCGAUAAUGAUAACGCUCUACAAUGUGAUGCAUGCGACACUUGGUUUCACAUUGGAUGUGUUAACGUUUCACCAAUGGCAUAUACGGCGUAUCAAACUCUAGCCGAACAACAACAGUUCUCUAACUGGUUUUGUCCAAAGUGUUUGAACGAUAAAAACGUCGAUCGUGUUCCACCUCGUUGCCUCCAAACGUUAUCCGAUCGAAUUGACAAGAUUGAACAUCAUUUAACAACUCUUACCAACAAACACGAUCAACUUGUUGACCGCCUGGAUGAAUUGAACGAAAACUUGGAACGUGAGAAGCGACGAAAAAACAUCAUCGUCAAGAAUUUGUCUCCCGUUGAGGGCACAAACGAUAAAGAUGUUGUCUUCCGUUUCGUUCAAAAUCAUCUUGGUGUCAAGAUUGAUCCGUCUUCUGUCGAUUCGGUGUGA
Didymodactylos carnosus is the source of this 516-nucleotide messenger RNA. The record is from the annotation of a GenBank genome assembly. Lineage: Eukaryota; Metazoa; Rotifera; Eurotatoria; Philodinida; Philodinidae.